Messenger RNA from Morchella importuna, 633 nucleotides. RefSeq lists its product as uncharacterized. The coding region runs from base 1 to 633 and encodes 210 amino acids. The record is from RefSeq and is a predicted model, not a curated record. The transcript has a single exon. NCBI's taxonomy places the organism in Eukaryota, Fungi, Ascomycota, Pezizomycetes, Pezizales, Morchellaceae.
AUGAAUUGGAAGAUAUGGGAUGUGGUGGUUGAUUUCUUCGAGGACACGAAAGCUGUUUCCGAGUGGCUUUACGAGGUCACGGCAGAAGUUGAGAAUGAGUGCCCCUUUGCCGCAUCAUUUAUAGACUCGGCGGGGAAAAAGAUAUCAGGAACUGGCGAAGGUCUGGUGUGGACGAUGAUUCUAUUCGAGGGCGAGGAUUGGCCGCUAAAUAGGACCAUGUUGUGGAACUUCAAGACAAAGGGAGAAAGGUUUGAGGUAGUUAGCAGAAUUAAGCCGACCCCACCGAAAGACCCCGAUGCAUUGAAGCUUGCAAGUGUGUUUGUCGAUCAUGCGAUCACGGAGGCACGGUUUGAACAGGGGAUUGAGUAUCUGAGUGAGAUGGAGCUCCUGGAGCAAGGAAAGGGUAGCACAAUGCAAUUUGUCAGGUGGAUAGAGAACGACGUGAUUGAGGAGGAGUGGGAGAAAAUGGUGGAGAUCGGAGCUGAAGAGAAGAAAGUGAGGGGUGUGAUUGGGACCCGGGCGCGGGAAUGGUUCUUUCGAUAUCUAGAUGAAGCCCAGGUGCGUGGAAGCGGGAGCGGCUAUGCAACCGGGAAAGUUGGUAGCGACGAGACGAGGAUACCGGCAGCUGAUUAG